Meira miltonrushii is the source of this 624-nucleotide messenger RNA. RefSeq lists its product as uncharacterized. NCBI's taxonomy places the organism in Eukaryota, Fungi, Basidiomycota, Exobasidiomycetes, Exobasidiales, Brachybasidiaceae. The record is from RefSeq and is a predicted model, not a curated record. Bases 1 to 624 code for a protein of 207 amino acids. The transcript has a single exon.
AUGACAGCGUUACAACUUCCAUUUCUUCUCUUGAAUCUUGUGCUUUUUGCGCUUCACUGUUCUUCAGCGCCAGCGGGAAGUCCAAAUGCUCAACGGGCAGGAAGAAGUCCAAAUGUCCAUCAAGCGAGCGCAGUACAAAGUCUGGCAGGUAAGGUUCUAAGUGUGCCCAUGUAUGUUCCGAACAAGAUCAUGGAAUAUCGUGCAACGACAGUACAAAAAGCUACUUUGCACAAACAAAGAGCACAGAACAAGCUAAAGCAAUACGAAUCGCAUUUCAAGGAAGCACAACAUCAUGCGCCAGUUGGUAAUACUGAACAUGAUAAUUAUAUGAAUUUAUUGGAAGAUCGUCAGAAAGCUGAAGCAAAUAUUCGUGUUCACAAUAUGGCAGGUAACGUCCUCAAGAACAUUCAUCAACCUUUACAUGAACGCGCAGAUACGAGCCUUAAAGGAGCCGUAGAUCACAUUCAAGCCAAAUUGGAUCAUGUGAAAAGCAAAGGUGUGAAUGAUGACGAUCUCACUUGGAAUCAUUAUGAUGCUUAUCGUGAUAGGAAGGAUGGAAUAAAGGCAGAAAUUGCAAAACAUGACAAAACCAUUCGUAGAAAUUCUGGUUUGUGGCCAUUUUAG